This is a messenger RNA of Rhizophagus irregularis DAOM 181602=DAOM 197198, 1204 nucleotides long. The record is from RefSeq and is a predicted model, not a curated record. Lineage: Eukaryota; Fungi; Glomeromycota; Glomeromycetes; Glomerales; Glomeraceae.
UUUAUGUAUUACUGAAUCUUGUAAUUUAUUUUUUACAUCAAUAAAUCAGUAAUUCCGAUGGGGAUAUUACCUUUUUUUAUCUAUGCUAACGAACUUUGAAUUAUUCCAUCUUAUAUAAAAAAUUAUUAUCAAACAUGCAAUCCAUUGAUUCACUGAGAGAAUUAAAUUCCAAGCUCUUAGCUGAGAUUGCAGAGCUUAGGAAAAAGAGUGCUGAGAUUCCUGAACUUAAAGAGAAGUUACUAAAGUUUGCCAAGAUUGAGGCUGGAAUGCGAAAUCAGCCUAUAAAUAGAGCAACUAGUGAUAACACAAACAUCAAGUCAAUAGAGGAAAGGGAGACGGACAUUUUCUUAGUUGAGGUGUAUAAGAAAAGUGUUAGCAAUGAGAUUUGGCAGAAGAAUAGGGAAAAGAAAUUAUUGCAUGAAUCAGCUAUCCAGGACUCAUCUUCUGUAACGAAAAAAUCUCAAUCACAUAAGAAGAGGGAAGCAGAGAAUAUUGUACAGAAUGUGUUUGAUUUCACCACUUCGGCACCUGAGAAAAAUCAUGAGACUGAAAUUUCCAUGACGGGCCAUCAUGAAAAAUCUGAUACAGAUGAUCCCCAAAGAGCAAGAAGCUUAUUUGAGAAAAUAGGAAUUGAUAAGAUCAAGUAUAUCACAACGUAUAGUGCAAAUUCUAUAUCAGAAUUAUCUGAUAGUCAAAUUCAAACUAUUAUUGAUUAUUUCUCCGAAAAUCCCAACACUGAGUUAUCAAAUGGGGUCUCAAAGGGACCUGAUCAGGAUAGCCCUAUUAUCGAUUCUGAAGAGGAGAUUUUGAAUCAUCAGGAUAAUAUAUUAGAGGAGCAAGCAAAGCCCUUAGUUUCAGCAAUACAGGCUAAGAAGAACCACUGGACUCCACAACUUUCUGUAUCACUUCUAGAAGAAUUAUUGGGUGAAUCAAUUACUGAAUUAUGCGAAAUCGUAUAUCUUUUUUCGAAUCACAUAAGUGGCUUAGCCGAGCAUAUAUCAUGCGCAGACGCCGGCUUGUUUACAAAACCGGGUUGGUUUGUCUUUUAUAAAGCUAUAUAUUAAAUAACACAAGAAAAGAAUAUACAAGAUAAUAAUUGAUAUGAAUAUAAAGUGAUGGAAAUGCUGUAAUGAGCGUGACUCAUGUAUCAUAAUUAAUAUAGGUUAAAUAAACAACAAAAGGGACUGUUAACUUUUAAAAAAAA